CUAUAAAUAGACGAUGAGCGCCAUUAUGUUCCGCAAUCAUUGUUGGCCGUUUGAGAGAGCGAUAGAGAGAAAGAAAUGGCGGCUGCUAUCCGUGGUGAUGCUCUAGCCCUUCCCAAGGUGCAAUGUCCAAGCCAUCCAGAUGCACUUUUGGUUGAAGAUUACCGAGCUGGAGAUAUGAUCUGCCCAGAAUGUGGACUGGUGGUUGGUGACAGAGUUAUUGAUGUUGGAUCAGAGUGGAGAACAUUUAGCAACGACAAAGCAGCGAAAGAUCCCUCUCGAGUUGGUGAUGCCCAAAACCCACUUCUAAAUGGGGGAGAUUUGAGUACAGUGAUCAGCAGGGGAACAGGUUCAGCAAGUUUUGAUGAGUUUGGCAACUCAAAGUACCAGAACCACAGGACUAUGAGCAGCUCUGACAGAGCGAUGUUAAAUGCAUUUAAGGAAAUCACCAACAUGUCGGACAGAAUAAACCUCCCCACAAAUAUCAUAGAUCGAACAAAUAACUUAUUUAAGCAAGUGUACGAGCAGAAGAGCCUGAAGGGAAGAAGUAAUGAUGCAAUUGCUUCUGCUUGCCUUUAUAUUGCCUGCAGACAAGAGGGUGUUCCGCGGACUUUUAAAGAAAUUUGUGCAGUCUCCAGAAUUUCUAAAAAAGAAAUUGGCCGAUGUUUCAAGCUGAUCCUGAAGGCACUUGAGACGAGCGUAGACUUGAUAACAACUGGAGACUUCAUGUCCAGAUUCUGCUCCAACCUGGGGUUGCCCAAGCAAGUGCAAAUGGGUGCUACCUAUAUUGCAAGAAAGGCUGUUGAGCUCGACCUGGUACCUGGCAGGAGCCCUAUCUCUGUUGCAGCGGCAGCCAUCUACAUGGCAUCACAGGCCUCUGCAGAGAAGAAGACUCAGAAAGAAAUCGGAGACACUGCAGGUGUUGCUGAUGUCACAAUCAGGCAGUCGUAUAGACUCAUCUAUCCUCGAGCUGCAGAUCUCUUUCCACCAGACUUUAAAUUUGACACCCCUGUUGAUAAACUUCCCCAGCUGUAAAUUGCUAUAUAAAUGGGAUAUUCCUUGGAUUGUAUUUAGCACUGACAUCAGCUCGCACUUUGGAUACAUUGUUAUUGUAGUCCUGAGAUUGAAAUGGUGUCUGAGCUCUGCAAAGGCAGCACAGGUCUGCUGGUCCCUGUUGUCCUGGAUAUCCCAGAAGGUGAGAAGUAACAGUCCAAGAAUGCACAGCACAGUUUGUCCAAGGAGGACCUGGAAAAGUAAGGAGACCAGUCUGUAAUCUAAGGUUAAGGGAACCCACAGGAUGGAUCUCUUCUGCAAGUUUGCAUCACCAGCACUCUGUUCCAUAAGGUGUCACAGAGCCCUGCAGGAGAGCAGUGGCUUUUUGUGCAUGAGGUGGUACUGCAACUGAUCGUUCAUCUGUGUCAAUUGAAGGGAUUACAUUGUGCAAUGGGGAGUAAUUUGCUGUAAUGACCCACAAAAAAGGAGUUUGAUUACUGACUGUGGUUUUUAGUUUUUGCCAUUUCACAAUUUUGAGACUGAAGUGGAGUUAGAACAGCCCUGCUUUCUUCAUGAUGCUACAAACAGAUACACUAAACCAUAACGGCAUUGAAAUCUAAACUAGCACGUUUACUGUCUAUUCAAUUAUACUUAAGGUGCUGUGCAGAAUUUAACGGGUUUACAAUAGCUUAAUAUAAUCUAAAACUAUUUUCAAUAGUGAGACUUAUCCAGUUUGUGAUGUUUGACAUCAGUAUAAUGGCUUUUAUAAAGGAGGCAGCUAUUGUUAAUCUUGUGAGUUCACACAAUUUCAAGUCUGUCUGUUUCUUGGAUCUCCCUGUAUUUUGUACAUUUGAUGUGAAAGCUUUAUUUUUUAUUUAUUUUUAAAAGGGGUUUGGUGUAUUUCUAAUGAGAUUUUAAAUACAUUUACAGUCAGAAUUGCAUGUUAAUUUACAAAUAAUAAUAAUUAAAAAAAAAAAAACAGUACAUCAGUUGGACAAGGAUUCAGCUGUAUUUUUUGUUUUAAACAGUGGGGAGAAAAGCAAAUUACCUUACACUGAAGCAAAUGUGAAGUAUGUACUGAAGAGUUGGCCAGAUCAGAAGUAGUAUUAACACUGAACAAAAAUAUAAACACAACAUACAAUAAUUUCAAAGAUUUUACUGGGUUACAGUUCAUAUAAGAAAUCAGUCAAUUAAAAUAAAUUCAUUACGCCCUAAUCUAUGGAUUUCACAUGACUGGGAAUACAGAUUUGCAGGCUAUGGAAGAACUGGGCCAUUUUCAGCUUCCUGGAAUUGUGUACAGAUCCUUACGACUUGGGGCCAUGCAUUAUCAUGCUGAAACAUGAGGUGAUUGUGGCGGAUGAAUGGCACGACAAUGGGGCUCAGGAUCACGUCACGGUAUCUCUGCUUUCAAAUUGCCAUCGAUAAAAUGCAAUUGUGUUCGUUGUCUGUAGCUUAUGCCUGCCCAUACCAUGACGACACCGCCACCAUAGGGCACUCUAUUCACAACGUUGACAUCAGCAAACCGCUAGCCCACACGAUGCCAUACAUGCUGUCUGCCAUCUGCCCAGUACAGUUGAAACCGGGAUCUGUGAAGAGCACACUUCUCCAGCGUGCCAGUGGCUUUCAAAGGUGAGAGUUUGCCCACUGAACUCGGUUAUGACGCCGAACUGCAGUCAGGCCAAGGAUGACAAGCAUGCAGAUGAGCUCCCUGAGAC
Messenger RNA from Polyodon spathula (Mississippi paddlefish), 2705 nucleotides. RefSeq names its product transcription initiation factor IIB-like. The coding region runs from base 76 to 1032 and encodes 318 amino acids. The record is from RefSeq and is a predicted model, not a curated record. Lineage: Eukaryota; Metazoa; Chordata; Actinopteri; Acipenseriformes; Polyodontidae. Gene Ontology annotation, molecular function: TBP-class protein binding; RNA polymerase II general transcription initiation factor activity. Gene Ontology annotation, cellular component: nucleus; transcription preinitiation complex. The transcript has 8 exons. Gene Ontology annotation, biological process: transcription preinitiation complex assembly; transcription initiation at RNA polymerase II promoter.